GAGCGUUAGCAACAGAUUAGCAAUCUCCCUUUAUAACAGCCGCAAAACUUGAAGUCAGUACGACCUAACAAAUUAGAAGAAGAAAAAGAAGAAGGAGAAUCUCCCCUAUAAUCUCUGGAGUCACUUUCGAACAGAUAUUUUCAUUCCAGAAAAAAAAAGAAUGAAUCACAAAUCAGGGAACGAUACUCCUCCUGAUGAAGAUGAUCAGGGCGAAGUGCCGACCUGGCAAACGCUAUUUGAGGGUGUGAAAAAUAUUGUGACUUCUAAAGAAUUUAUUAUUGGAGCUUCUGCAGUCGUAGGAGCAGUGUCAGCUGUUGCGGCCGCACCUAAAGUUGCUCAAGCCGUAGGAUAUCGUGAAGAAGGAAUUAAGAAAAAUUCCCCUGCAUCAUCAAUGAUGCGCCGACAUGAGGGGUUCACACCUGCUGGUGGUGUAGUUUCAACUCUUCAGCAUGUUGGCGCCAAAAAUAGUGUUCUUGGAUCGACUAAUGCCACCCUCGCUUCAGUAGGAAUUGGUGCAGGAAUCGGUGCAGGAAUCGGUGCACUUUUCGCUGCCAUUGGUACAGCUAUUGCCGACAAUUGUGAAAGUCCCGAUGAUUUUGAUCCAAAUCAUGGGAAAACUGUCAAAAAAAUUGAUGACUAAGAGUUUUCGGGAAAGAAAGUACAGUAUGAAGGUGAUUAAUCACCAGUACUCCAUUUUUUAUAACGCAACACCCGUUCAUUCCUAUCUUUUAUGACUCACAUGAGUC
Fopius arisanus is the source of this 746-nucleotide messenger RNA. RefSeq lists its product as uncharacterized. Gene Ontology annotation, cellular component: mitochondrion; membrane. Gene Ontology annotation, biological process: apoptotic signaling pathway. The transcript is spliced from 2 exons. Bases 161 to 640 code for a protein of 159 amino acids. The record is from RefSeq and is a predicted model, not a curated record. Lineage: Eukaryota; Metazoa; Arthropoda; Insecta; Hymenoptera; Braconidae.